Messenger RNA from Lates calcarifer (barramundi perch), 6326 nucleotides. It is a transcript of the gene adgrd2, whose product is annotated as adhesion G protein-coupled receptor D2. The coding region runs from base 478 to 3696 and encodes 1072 amino acids. The record is from RefSeq and is a predicted model, not a curated record. Gene Ontology annotation, biological process: adenylate cyclase-activating G protein-coupled receptor signaling pathway; cell surface receptor signaling pathway. The transcript is spliced from 25 exons. Gene Ontology annotation, molecular function: G protein-coupled receptor activity. NCBI's taxonomy places the organism in Eukaryota, Metazoa, Chordata, Actinopteri, Centropomidae. Gene Ontology annotation, cellular component: membrane.
GGCAGGAGGCAGACUGGGACUCUUGGACAGACACACUGGGAUUGCUAGCUGUCUCCCUGUCAGGAGACCAGAGACUCUGCUGGAUAUGCUGGACAUCGUGGCUGGUGCACUGGAUGAGCAGUCUGGAUUGGAUUUGGGUUCAAUUGUCCCACACAUGUGGAGCUGGUUCCCAGAUUACAUAAAGAGACUUUCUGCUGCUUUGGACGAAAAUCUGAAUUCUGAAACUAACUAGAAUGAAUCAGGACAUACACUGAAAACAACCUUUUGAAGAGUGACACUAAAAUGCAAAACUCAAAGCUACAUUUGAGAUAUUAUUGGCUUAAAUACCCGUAAUCAAUAGGGUAUUGUAUUUACUUUGUGAUUUGACAGGGAUACCAAUCUUUUUCUAAAGAGAAGUACAUCUGGAUCCAGUGGAAAUAUUAUUUUCUAGGUAAGCUGAGUGUUUUUAUUUCAGCUGGGGACUACAUUAGCUCAGAGAUGACUGGGACCUUGCAUACUGGACUCAUAUUCUUCUCAUUUAUGGUGGUAUGUGAGAGUGAGCCAACACAUGCUGUGCCGGACAGAGUGGGGGACUCACACAGACAAUCCAGAUUGGUCCAUCUAACGACUCACUUGGCCUUUCAGCUGGUCAAUGACUCGCUGGCCUUUUCCAGGGCUGACAGUUUUUGCAGAGGCCAGUUCAGCUCCCUCGCCACCCUGGAGCAGUCAGAAGACCGGGAAGGGGCCUUGGAGCUGCUUCAACAGUCUGGACUUCACUCCCCUAUCUGGGUCAAGAACCCCAGCAAAGCAGCCUCCAAGCCUGUGGCUCUCUCCAAGCAGUAUGUACGGUUCUCAGCUCUAAACUUCCCAAAGGAAUCCCGUGAGUGCUUUGCUCGUGUCAACAUGUUCUUCCCCUCCCUGUCGUCUAUCAGUGUGUGUGUUCGAGUUCAGUGGGACAUUGAGUGGAAUGAGGUGUCCACCAUCUUCUCCUAUGCUGCACCUGUUUUCACCAAUGAGUUCCAGCUGCGAGGCCAAGUGGACAUGCACAAACGCAUACUCCUGGCACUCAUCAUCCACGGGAAGCACCUUCCAUAUAAGGCAUCCUUCCCCAAUGAUGGAGAAUGGCAUCACAUCUGUGUCACAUGGCACCGCAGCAGUGGCAACUGGGCUAUCUAUGUGGAUGGGGAGAGGAAGGACAUGGGUUCAGGAACGGACUCUUCCAGGGAUAUCCAUGGAGAUGGGAUACUCAUUCUGGGCCAGGACCAAGACUCCUUUGGAGGGAAUUUUACAGAGCCCUUUUUUGGAAUGAUCACUGACCUGAAUGUUUUUAAUAUGUCUCUGGAAAUGAGGCAUGUCAGUGCCCUCAAUGCGUGUUCACCCAUGACCCAUGAAGUGCUUUUCAUUUGGAACCUAGACCACCUAAGUAGACACCCAGCAGUUGGAGAGGUGCAGGCCCUUCUGUUUUGCCCAGCAGUGCACCAGCAGAUGGAGCUGCAGGGCUGCAGGACACUGCAGAGCUGGUCAGAUCAUCUCCCACUAUUUGGCUUGUCAGACUGCUCUGAUCCAUUGCCGUUCAUCUGCAGGAGCAGCAGAGAGCGUUACCUGAAGAUGAAGCAGAUGAGUGAUUCUCAGAGCUCCCAGCCUACUGCAUUUAUGAGCCAUCUGAUGAAAAUUUCCAACAAGACCCAGGCAGUGCUGGGGCAGCAACCAUCAGGACUGAGCAACUUGGCCCAAGCGGCCACCCUGCUGGAUAUCUCCGUCCAGGCCUUGGAAGACACCCAGCAGGAAGGACUGCAGCCAGAAGACAUGGUGUCCCUCAUCCAGCUACUACUUCUGGCUGCUGAUGUCCCCACACAGCCGCUCCCUGAUGCCACCAACCACAGCCAGGACAGCAUCCAAGAGCUCAGCCAGCACUUCAUCAGUCUGGCCAACAGUGUCAUCAGUGAAGACAACGCCCUCAAGUGGCAGGCCAUUAGAGAGGUGGUGAAUGGCCCCAUGGAUGUGGUCAAGAGUAUUGACAAAAUGGUGACCAGCCUGAGCCCUCACUUGAUGGCAGAGACUGAUCACAUGACCAUUCACACCCCCAAUAUCAAACUGGAGGUAAAGCAGCAGACACUACAGGAGGGAUCCAGAGGAUUGAGCUUCUGUGGGCCUGAGACAGAGAAACAUGGCAACCUAGACUGUAUUUCAGUCCCACAUCAGAAGAUACAGGAUCUUCAUAACAAUGGCUUCUAUAAGCUCACGUUGGUCAACACGUGGUAUGGCUCUCUGUGGCCUCUUUUCAGUCCUGAGGAGAACAUCACCAUGGUUCCUACCGUCACUGAUGGCAGCCAGAGGUAUCUGGGCACCAUCCUUGGUUCCUCAGUCAUAUCCACCACAGCACUGGGUGAUGACCAGCCAGUUAGCACAGCAGUUCACUUCCAGCUCCAGCACAGAGUACAGAAUCCCACUGGUACUGUGUAUGAUCCAGUGUGUGCCUUCUGGGAUUUUGAUCUCAAUCCAGAGGCUGGUGGGUAUUGGAAUACCAAAGGCUGUGAGGUAGUGUCCAAGCAAUAUGGAUAUACUGUGUGCCACUGUAACCACACCACCAAUUUUGCAUUGCUGCUGCAGGUUUAUGAAGCCCAGAGGAGCACAGAGAACGAAAACGCUCUGCAGGUGCUGACGUUUAUCGGCUGUGGAGUGUCUCUGUGUGGCCUCCUCUUCACCUUCAUCCUCUUCAUCGCAGUGGGAGUCCCUAAAUCAGACCGUACCACAGUCCAUAAAAACCUGAUUGUUUCUUUGGGCAUCGCUGAGCUACUGUUGAUGUGCAGUGAUUGGGCGUCUGCCAAUGAGGCAGCAUGUUUCACAGUGACUGCACUUCUCCACCUCUUCUUCAUGUCCUCGUUCUCCUGGAUGCUGGUGGAGGGCCUGCUGCUCUGGAGCAAAGUCGUAUCUGUCAACAUUAGUGAAGACCGCAGGAUGAAGCUCUACUACAUCAUUGGCUGGGGACUACCUGUUCUCAUAGUUGGUGUAACAUUGGCAGUAUCAGUGGAUGAGUACAAGGCAGAUGAUCACUGCUGGCUCAAUGUGAAGACUGACACAAUCUGGGCCUUUGUUGGACCUGUUGUAUUUGUCUUGGCGGUCAAUGCAGUUGUGCUGUGUCGGGUUGUCAUGGUGACCGUUUCCAGUGCUCGUCGUCGUGCUAAGAUGCUCAGUCCAAGCUCAGCAUCAAAGAUGCAGACCUUUGACCUCACCUGGGCUGUGACCCGCCCAGUUCUCAUCCUGCUGCCAGUGCUGGGCCUGACCUGGCUGUGUGGAGUGCUUGUCCAUCUGUCUGUUGUAGUCGCCUAUGUCUUCAUAGCUCUCAAUGCCUUCCAGGGCUUGUACAUCUUCUUAGUGUAUGCUGUUUACAACAGUGAGGUGAGGAAUGCCAUAAAGAGGAUCAAAGAAAAGAGAAAGGCCUUAUCUUUCACAAACUGUUCCCAGCCAACCAGUUUCCUGCCUUCCCAAAGGAGCCAGAUUACCUCCUGGUGCCACAGUCCACCAACUCCCUCCAGCCCUGAGAUCAGUGAGACCUCUGGACCCCACAGCUCCACCUCCACAUCACUAGUCAUCAAGAAUGAGAGUUUCAGAAAGGAGAGCUUUGUGAGUUUCUCUUUUAACACAGCAUCAGGAAACCAAGUGGUCCAGCUGACUGGGUUCAAACCAUCAGGUUGUAUGGUGGGUGCUUCAUGCUGAAGGAGGUGUGUGACCCUGCAGUGACGACAGAUUCAGGAGGUUGCACUGAUCUCUCGCUGCUGGUGUGAAACAGAGCUUUAAUGGCAAAAAAAAAAAAAUCUGUCAUUAAAUUUAUUCACACUGUCUGAAAUGAGCUUGGUUAAAGCCAUCAGUCAAACUGUUUCUGACAGUUAUCUAACUGUGGCCUCUGUAUGUAAGGGACUCAUUGAACUAUACCUGCUUCCUCUUUGUCUGGCUUUAGAUUAUGCUCCAUAUGGAGUACUCUGAAAACAGCCUUGAGAAUAAAACAAAAGUCAAAUAUGUAUUUGAAUUUAUGCUCAUUGAAAUUCCUCUUUUAAGUUGAUUGAUUGAAUUGACUCAGACAUGUCUUUCAUUUUAUGUUAAUAUUAUUGUUAGUAGUAUUAGUAUUAGAGGUGUUUGUGAUUAUGUUUUAAUGUGAAAUGAUGGUCUGAGUGCUGUUUUUAGUGUACUUUAUAUUUUUCACUUAUACAGAAAACAGGAGUAAACACAGAACAGUUGUAUAUUUUUUUGUGAUGGAAAUAAUUUUUAACGGCUCUUAGUAUAUGCAGAAAACAUUAUCUAUUAAUGUCUUCAAUCUAAAUAUGAACUUCUGAAACCCUGGUGCACAGAAGUGUGUGGGGAGUGAAUGGGUCAGAGCACAGCCCCCAGUAACACAGUAGAUAUAAGAAUGAUUCAAAAUGAUACAAGGAACUGACCAAAGGAGAAAGAGCAAAAGAGGUUUUAUUUUUCUUAGAUUGUCUCCAUUUACCUGCACAGUAUGCAACAUUAGGCCUGUGUGAAAAUUGCCCCAGUGUCCUUUGUUGAUUUGAAUGUGCAAGCAGACACAACAGAUGGUACCCAUAUUUCCAGAGGGUUAAGUCACUGUCAUUGGCUCUAAAUUGCCUGGCAGUAGGGAGAAGGAAGUUUGUAAUAGAUUCAUUAAAUGUUUAGCCGUCUGUGAGGAACGCCGGAUGGAUGGUGUUUUGAGUGCUGGCUGGGUGUUCAUUGUUGACUGCCGAGACAAAGGAGAAGUUCAUUCCCUUAAUCAGAAAUGGACAGCGCUGGCUAUUCACGCUAUCAGCCAUUAACCACUCCAACACCUGCUCUCUCUCACUCUGCCUCUCAUUUCCCUCCCUUCUUGUUUUCUCUUUUGUACACAAACACACUCACACUCCUGUAAUGCAAAAACAUUGAACAUCAGAUUAAGCUGGGAGUCGUAGCUAAUGCUUUUCACUUUAUUUCACUACAGGUUGUUGAACUACAAAUGGAGUGGUUCCUGAUACUCAAUUACUAUAAACAUGCGUCACACUGAGAGGAGGGAGAACUGGAAACACACAUCCACACAUGCCACCUGAACUCCACUUACUUAUUUCACACAGCAUAUCACUGUAACUGUUUUGCCUAAAAAAUAUCCUAAUUAUUCCUAGAUGCCUAGUAAUGUGAGUAGGGGAACUGACUUUAGCUUUCAGCUUUUAUGGAAACAAAUCUAGAGACAAGACAGUUAUCUGUGUCAUAGCAACUUUAAACCGUCAGUUCACCCAAAUCACAAAUCAGUUUUGAAAACAAUGGAAUACUAUUUUUCUUUCUCAUGGUGCUUCUGUCAUCAGGAAAUGGCAUUUGACAGUACACUGGCUACUCCACACACCUCACUGUGAACAACAGUAGUUAUACUUAACUUUGAGUAGAAAUAUUUCCAUAAAAACUGUAGUAAAUUGAUUCUGUGAAUAAUUCUGGGCAUUAUAUCUGGAAAAAGACAUCGCUGUUGUUCACCACCAUUGUGCUGGGAUGGAGGCACAAAAUUCUGCAGCACCUAUCUGAAAACUUCAGUUAAUGAAUCUAAGCUGAUGUAUCUGCAUGACUAGAUUCAUGUGUAUUCACUAUUAUUUGUUUUACUUUUAUUUGAAAUAUUACUGGCUGAUUUACACCCACAAACAACCAUGACAGUUGACUACAAACAUUGGAUCUCUAUGGUUUGGGAAGCAACAGUUGCCAAGAAUUUCCAUAAAUUACAUGCACUAAAAAUGAUCAUCAGCAUGUACAGUAUAUGUGAGUAAUUUAAAUACCAGGCUUCAUUCUCAUUCUUCUGUCUUUGUGUUUAGUGUAAAGAGCUCUACAGUUCAAUUCAAACCUGUGGUCAAUGGCAUGUUAUUUGAUAGUUACCAUAUACUUUCAGCAUUGACCACCAAGUUUAAUACGGUCUCACUGUAAACUGUAGAUGAUUACUUAAAGCAUUAGAUAAGACUGUCUCCUUACAGCUCAGCAGGCACAGAGCUGUAAAAACACAACCAGACAGCAGUAUGAUGCUAUGUUCGUAUGACACAGAUGUUUGAAUCAACAUCCCGGACAUAUUAUUAAGACUUGAGAAACAGGAAGCUGAGGGCUAAAACUGUUGAACACUGAACAUGAUGAGUGUCUGUGGACAUUUGAGAGGUCUGUGUGACACUGCUGGGCUUGUAGGUAAGCUGACCAGCCUGGCCUUGUUUUGUUGCUGCUGAUACAUUAAAUAAAUAAAAUUACGAUUCUUAGCUGCUGUUCUCCAAACAUCUGCUAUGGCCUUAAUUUGAUUUGAUUUGUUUCUAAAAUGCAUUAAUGUCAUAUAUUACUGAUGUGAAAGAGGUUCCUAAGGUCAG